Messenger RNA from Dovyalis caffra, 1662 nucleotides. The record is from the annotation of a GenBank genome assembly. Lineage: Eukaryota; Viridiplantae; Streptophyta; Magnoliopsida; Malpighiales; Salicaceae.
AUGAUGCGGCUGCGCACAUACGCGAGCCUUAGUUUGAUGGCGACUCUAGCCGUAAUUUAUCAUGCAUUCAACAGUAGAGGGCAGUUUUAUCCGGCAAUGGUUUAUUUGUCUACCUCUAAGAUCAGUUUAGUGCUUCUUCUGAACAUGGGUUUGGUGAUUAUGUGCAUUUUGUGGCAAUUAACUAAGAGGCUGUUCCUUGGUUCCCUCCGCGAAGCUGAGGUUGAGAGGUUGAAUGAGCAAUCUUGGAGAGAGCUGAUGGAAAUUCUGUUUGCCAUCACUAUUUUUAGGCAGGAUUUCUCCGUAACCUUUCUUGCUAUGGUCACCACUUUGUUGCUAAUCAAGGCUUUGCAUUGGUUGGCUCAAAAGAGGGUUGAGUACAUUGAGACAACACCAUCUGUUAACUGCUUAUCUCAUGUUCGGAUUGUUUCCUUUCUGGGCUUCCUUCUUCUCCUAGACAGCCUCUUUUUGUACACUUCUGUAAAGUAUUUGCUUGAAACAAGGCAGGCUUCUGUGUCUCUCUUCUUCUCGUUCGAGUACAUGAUACUGGCGACAACAACGGUGUCAACAUUUGUAAAAUAUGUAUUCUAUGUAAGUGACAUGCUUAUGGAAGGACAAUGGGAAAAAAAGCCUGUCUACACCUUCUACUUGGAACUUGUUCGGGACUUGCUUCACUUGUCCAUGUAUUUGUGCUUCUUCCUUGUCAUUUUCAUGAACUAUGGUGUGCCUUUGCACUUGAUACGGGAGCUUUAUGAGACAUUCAGGAAUUUCAAAAUUCGAGUUGCUGAUUACAUUCGUUAUCGGAAGAUCACUUCCAAUAUGAAUGAUCGGUUUCCAGAUGCGACAGCCGAAGAGCUUAAUGCAAGUGAUGCAACCUGCAUUAUUUGUCGUGAAGAGAUGACCACAGCCAAAAAGUUAAUCUGUGGACAUCUUUUUCAUGUUCAUUGUCUGCGUUCGUGGUUGGAGCGACAGCAUACUUGCCCUACAUGCAGAGCCCUAGUUGUACCAUCUGAAAAUGGUGCAAGUACAGCUGGCGGACAACGCGGAGCACAGCCAGAUACUCGUCAACAGGGAACAGGCACUGAAACUACUGCAGCUCAGUUUUCAGCUGGUGGUGUGGCCGAUGAUAGUUUGAGCCGGAAUCAGGCCAGACUUCAAGCUGCUGCUGCUUCUGCUGCUUCUGUAUAUGAGAAGUCAUUCACAUAUCCUUCCGCAAGCAAUCUAGUGUGGUCUCCUGGGUAUGUCUCAGUCCCUCAGGUUCAAAGACCUUCGGCUGAAAGCACUAGCAUGGAGCCUGGUGGAGAGCAAGGGUUUACUGGACAACCAUAUGUGCAGUUUUCUAUCCAUGGUGGGCCAUCAAACUUGUCCUUGCCUCAGCUUCCCCACUGUGUCUUUGUCCCCUUUCAGGCACCUGGUGCUAGCGUGCAUCAGGGAGAGACAGUAGGCAGUCCAUCAAACUCUCAGUUGGAAGUUCAGAAAAAGUUUAUCCAACACCAGAUUGAGGUCCUGCAAAGUCAGCUCCAACUACUACAGAAGCCAGAGACUGAGGAAAGCAAACCUUUGGCUCCCACGACAUCAUCAGAUAAUAAAGGCAAGACUGCUGCAUCAUCAAUCUCUGCAUCAGAGUCUGGCCAUCGUGCAGAGACUGGAGAGAUUGAUGCAUAA